Etheostoma cragini (Arkansas darter) is the source of this 993-nucleotide messenger RNA. RefSeq names its product transmembrane protein 186 (gene tmem186). The record is from RefSeq and is a predicted model, not a curated record. The transcript is spliced from 2 exons. Bases 226 to 888 code for a protein of 220 amino acids. NCBI's taxonomy places the organism in Eukaryota, Metazoa, Chordata, Actinopteri, Perciformes, Percidae. Gene Ontology annotation, cellular component: mitochondrion.
UAAAGUUUAGGUUCAGAGAUUGUAAUAAAAUAGCAAUGUUACAUAUCUAAAGUGGCAAUUUAUGACAUUCCCGCAAGGGGGCACACGCGAGCAAACAAAACAUAAACAAAACACGGUUGGUGAGUAUAUCCGGGUCAGAGUGAGGACGUCUUAAAGUGUUGCCUUUGAAAUGUCUUUUAUUUCUGAAAAAAAAGAUUCGUGUUUCUAUGUUUUAGCUGGUCUGUCAUGAUCAGGUCAGUGCUGCUGCGCAGGUUAUCCUCCCACAUCCUGUCCAGUACAAGAGGAUCGUGUCUACUUACAGGUCGGACACCCAAUGGCGUGCACCCUCAUUUAUCAGGUCACACUCCCAUCCAGCAGAGCUUCCAUGGACCCCUCACACCAAAAAUCACAGCCCUGGUCAGGUACUCUGACUUGUCCACACAGAAGUACACCAUGAUUUACAACCUGCCACACAUUAAGCUCCUCAGAGCGUUAUCCAGGAUCAAACUGCUCCAAACUGCAAUCACCGUGGUCAUCUUGCCCCCAGUGUAUUUCCUCUACUUUCAAGGAGACCUUCCCUUCUUUUUUGUCAGCUACACAACAGGGAUAGCGCUGUUCGCUGGUGUCAUGCUGUACACUGCCAGUCACGUCUUCAGGAGGGUUGUGGGGAUGAUGUACCUGGACCCUUCCCAGACCACGCUCAAAGUGUCCCACCUCACUUUCUGGGGCAGGCGCCAUGACAUCUACAUGCCUGUGUCAGAUGUUAUGACCAUUGGGGAUACAGGAGACUCUGUAAAUGAGACAAUAGUGAAACUAAAGAGAUACAGCUGUCCGGAGACGUUGUAUUUUUCUAUUAAUUAUGGACGCGUGGUGGACAAACAAGGUUUUGAGAAGGUGUUUGGAACAUAAACAUAGUAGUUUUGUUUCUUCAAGUAUUGGGACAGUAGUCAUGAAUCCUUCUCAUUCUUAUGUUCAAUAUAUAACUUGUUAUCAUGAGAAGAUUUUGUUCUCUGU